GUUAUACCUCGCCACGCGCUAUAGCCAUUAGCCGCCCUCCGUGGCUUCCUAAUUAGAAACUUUAUAUAUAAAACCUUAGUCUACUCUACCCAAACCUAAUCUCUCAAUUCUUUUACACAUUUUCAUCUUCUCUUAAUCUCCCUUUUUUUUUUUUCUUACAAAUAUAUAUCUUUUGUUGGUUUUUGAAGAUCUUUCAAAGAUGAGUUCAAGUGAUCAUCAGCCUGCAGCGGCAUAUCCUCCAAGUUCACAAGGUCUUUAUGUAGUGGCUCCACCACCGGCUGGGUAUCCUACAAAAGAUGGCUCCGGCUACUCUAAUGCUCAGAAUCCUCCUCCUCCGGUGGAAACCAAGUCUAGGGGCGAUGGCAUGUUGAAGGGAUGUUUGGCUGCCUUGUGUUGCUGCUGUGCACUGGACGCAUGCUUCUAAUCAUCGACAUAUAGAGUAAUACUUUUGGAUUCCUUCUAUGUGAAAGUCGACCAUGUGAUAGGAUACUUGACUUCAUUUUCUUCUUGUUUUGUUAUUUUUACACCAGUACUGUAUUUCUUUUUAGAGGUUGAUUUCUUCUUCUUCUUGUAUGUGUUGUUCUUUAUUAUAGUAGUAUGUAGAGUACUUUACUGCUUGCUUUA
Molecule: messenger RNA, 624 nt
Organism: Alnus glutinosa
Lineage: Eukaryota; Viridiplantae; Streptophyta; Magnoliopsida; Fagales; Betulaceae
Product: protein CYSTEINE-RICH TRANSMEMBRANE MODULE 6-like
Exons: 4
Coding region: 200-424 (74 amino acids)
Cellular component (GO): plasma membrane
Source: RefSeq, a predicted model, not a curated record